CCUAAAUCCGAAACUCUCUACUAAAACCCUAAUUUUCGUCGAGCUCAGUUACUGCGGAAUUCAGUCACCAUGGCCUCGUACGAUUACGAAGAUUCACGAACCAACUAUGACGACCCCCGACAUGCGGCGGCGCCAUCUCCGGCAGGCCAAGACAUCGGCUACGACCCCAAUUUCGUUCCAGAUUCCGUCAAAUCCUUUGUCGUUCAUCUAUACCGACACAUCCGCGAGAAGAAUGUAUACGAAACUCAUCAAAUGUAUGAAACCUCCUUCCAGACCCUAUCGGACCGCCUAUUCAAGGAUACUCCGUGGCCGUCUGUAGAUGCCGUGGCUCAUUUUGUCGAUAACGACCAUGUAUUCUGCCUGCUUUACCGUGAGAUGUGGUUCCGUCAUCUCUACGCGAGAUUGUCGCCAACUUUGAAGCAGAGGAUUGACUCUUGGGAUAACUAUUGCAGCCUAUUCCAGGUGGUCUUGCACGGAGUCGUGAAUAUGCAAUUGCCUAACCAGUGGCUGUGGGAUAUGGUCGAUGAGUUUGUUUAUCAGUUCCAGAGCUUCUGCCAAUACCGGGCCAAGAUGAAGAACAAGACUGAGCAGGAAAUUGCGCUUCUGAGGCAGUACGAUCAGGCUUGGAAUGUAUAUGGUGUGCUCAACUACUUGCAAGCAUUUGUGGAGAAAUCCUCAAUCAUUCAGAUUCUUGAGCAGGAGAAAGAAGGUCUUGAACAAUUUACAGCUACUGAUGGGUAUGAUUAUAGUGGUGGGAGUAGUAAUGUUUUGAAGGUGUUGGGAUAUUUCAGCAUGGUGGGGUUGCUCCGGGUUCACUGCCUGUUAGGUGAUUAUCACACUGGUUUGAAGUGCUUGCUCCCAAUUGACAUAAGUCAGCAAGGUGUUUUUACUACUGUGAUUGGAAGCCAUAUUACUACUAUAUACCAUUACGGGUUUGCCAACCUAAUGUUGCGCAGGUAUGUGGAUGCCAUUCAUGAAUUUAAUAGAAUUCUCUUGUAUAUUUAUAAGACCAAGCAAUACCAUCAAAAAUCUCCUCAGUAUGAGCAGAUUCUGAAGAAGAACGAGCAGAUGUAUGCCUUGUUGGCAAUAUGUGUUUCACUCUGCCCACAAGUCAAGCUUAUUGAUGAAACUGUUAACUCUCAGUUGCGUGAGAAGUAUGGUGAAAAGAUGAUGAGGAUGCAAAGAUAUGAUGAGGAGGCUUUUGCCAUCUAUGAUGAGCUUUUCUCAUAUGCUUGUCCGAAGUUCAUCACUCCAUCUGCUCCUAGUUUUGAGGAGCCUCUUGUAAACUACAACCAGGAUGCCUAUAGGCUUCAAUUGAAACUAUUUCUUUAUGAAGUAAAGCAACAACAACUACUAUCUGGCAUCCGGACCUUCUUGAAAGUGUACUCUACCAUCUCCCUUGGGCAGCUUGCAAUUUACAUGGAAGUGGACGAAUCCACUCUAAGGACGAUUUUGUUGACAUACAAGCACAAAACUCAUGCUGUUGAUAGUGUUGGAAAAAUUAUGUCCAAUGCGGAUGUGGAUUUUUACAUUGAAGAUGACAUAAUUCACGUUGUUGAAUCUAAGCCGGUUAAUCGCUAUGGAGAUUUCUUCUUGCGGCAAAUUGUUAAACUCGAAGGGAUGAUUAAUGAUCUGGACAGAGUGAAACUGGACUGACUUCGCCGUAAUGGUUGAUUGAAGAGGCUUUUUGACGACGGCAGGUUUUACUAGGAAACGUUUACUCCAUGUAAAACCUUACCUUACCAAUUUUUCAUCUUCACUCUGUACUUUUAUUAGUGGUUGUAGAUACUUAUUGGAAGGCAACUUCCAUCACCUGCACUCACUCAAAUGUCACUCAGAGAUCAGAGUGUUGACUGGCUUGUGCCUGAGUCCUUUUCUUUUAAGUUCUUCAUCUUGGCACUUAUAUUUUAUUAGUUGAUUACUUAAUGCAGGUACCCAUUUAAAAAUUUUCCUUUACAUGAAGUAUAAAACUGGCAUGUUCAACAAGGCCCUCUCUGGUUCUAGUUUUUCUCAUUUGUAAAAGUGCAUUUAUGUAAUUGCGAGUUUCCAUGGUGUCUGGUGUUCCA
Momordica charantia (bitter melon) is the source of this 2066-nucleotide messenger RNA. RefSeq names its product RNA polymerase I-associated factor PAF67. Gene Ontology annotation, cellular component: cytoplasm; eukaryotic translation initiation factor 3 complex. The record is from RefSeq and is a predicted model, not a curated record. Lineage: Eukaryota; Viridiplantae; Streptophyta; Magnoliopsida; Cucurbitales; Cucurbitaceae. Gene Ontology annotation, molecular function: translation initiation factor activity. Gene Ontology annotation, biological process: translational initiation.